AUGCCUAUCCUCAACGGCGAUGCCAUGACUGGCGGUGUCCCGCUCCUCGCCAACAAAGAAAUUUUGCCUUAUGAGAAGGCUCUCGAAUAUUUGAACGAGUAUGACUCCCGUGAUGGUCUCUCGAUCGACCAACUCUUGGACUCGAACAAAAAUGGCGCUCUCACAUACAAUGACUUCCUCGUUCUGCCAGGAUACAUCGGCUUCGCAGCCGCUGAAGUCAGUCUCGACUCGCCCGUCACUAAGCGGAUUUCGCUGAAGACACCGCUCCUUUCAUCACCUAUGGACACGGUCACAGAGGACAACAUGGCCAUCCACCUGGCUCUCCUCGGUGGCCUCGGUGUUAUCCACCACAAUUGUUCUGCCGAUGAUCAAGCAGACAUGGUCCGGAAGGUCAAGAGAUACGAGAAUGGCUUCAUCACAGAUCCCAUCUGCUUGUCGCCAGAGACUACCGUCGCUGAAGCCAUCGCUCUCAAAGAGAAAUGGGGCUUCGGUGGCUUUCCUGUUACCGAGAAUGGCAAACAGAACUCAAAGCUCAUUGGCAUCAUCACAAACCGCGAUAUUCAGUUCCACCACCACGACAAUGAUCCCGUUACAGCGGUCAUGUCGACUGAUUUGGUCACCGCUCCAGCUGGCACCACCCUCUUGGAGGCCAACGAGGUCUUGCGCCAGUCCAAGAAAGGCAAAUUGCCCAUCGUAGAUUCGAAUGGCAACCUCGUGUCCUUACUGUCACGCACCGAUUUGACCAAGAAUCACAACUAUCCACUGGCAUCGAAGCUGCCACACUCCAAGCAGCUCAUUUCUGCCGCCGCUAUUGGCACGCGCCCUGACGACAAGAACCGACUGCAGAAGCUGGUCGAUGCAGGCCUCGACAUCGUCGUCCUGGACAGCUCCCAAGGUAACAGCUUGUACCAAAUCGAGAUGGUCAAGUACAUCAAGGACAAAUACCCAGGCCUGGAUGUCAUUGCCGGAAACGUCGUCACCAGAGAGCAAGCCGCUUCUCUGAUCGCUGCUGGAGCUGAUGGUCUACGCAUCGGCAUGGGUAGCGGCAGCGCCUGCAUUACUCAGGAAGUCAUGGCUGUCGGUCGUCCACAGGCCACCGCUGUGCGUGCCGUCUCGUCUUUCGCAGCACGAUUCGGCGUCCCCUGCAUUGCUGAUGGUGGUAUCCAGAACGUUGGUCACAUCGUCAAGGGCCUAGCAAUGGGCGCCUCCACCGUUAUGAUGGGAGGUCUUCUCGCCGGCACAACCGAAUCUCCUGGUCUUUCAUUCGUCCGUGACGGUAAACUUGUCAAGGCGUACCGUGGAAUGGGCAGCAUUGACGCUAUGGAAGACAAGAAAGCUGGCGCUGGCUCCACAGGAAACGCAAAGGCCAGCAAUGCUGGCACAGCUCGAUACUUCUCUGAGGGCGAUCGCCUGCUAGUCGCGCAGGGCGUCUCUGGAUCCGUCCUGGACCGUGGUUCAGUCACCAAGUUCGUUCCAUACCUGAUUGCUGGCGUACAGCACUCACUGCAGGACAUCGGCAUCAAGAGUCUUGUCGAGCUUCGAUCCGGCGUCAACGAGGGCUCUGUCAGAUUCGAGCUCCGCACUGUGAGCGCUCAGGCCGAGGGCAAUGUCCACGGUCUGCACAGCUAUGACAAGAAGCUGUAUUCUUAA
Cyphellophora attinorum is the source of this 1650-nucleotide messenger RNA. Its product is annotated as Inosine-5'-monophosphate dehydrogenase. Gene Ontology annotation, biological process: GTP biosynthetic process. The record is from RefSeq and is a predicted model, not a curated record. Gene Ontology annotation, molecular function: IMP dehydrogenase activity. The transcript has 3 exons. Lineage: Eukaryota; Fungi; Ascomycota; Eurotiomycetes; Chaetothyriales; Cyphellophoraceae. Bases 1 to 1650 code for a protein of 549 amino acids. Gene Ontology annotation, cellular component: cytoplasm.